Messenger RNA from Bemisia tabaci, 2796 nucleotides. It is a transcript of the gene casp, whose product is annotated as Fas associated factor casp. The record is from RefSeq and is a predicted model, not a curated record. NCBI's taxonomy places the organism in Eukaryota, Metazoa, Arthropoda, Insecta, Hemiptera, Aleyrodidae. Gene Ontology annotation, cellular component: nucleus; endoplasmic reticulum. Gene Ontology annotation, molecular function: ubiquitin binding. Gene Ontology annotation, biological process: ERAD pathway.
AAUUUUAUAUCCAUUGUAAUUUUCCUCAUAUCAGAACAAAUUCUAGCUUGUGUCAUUCGUGAAAUCUCAGGGCUAUCACUCUCUUCUCCCUUUUUUACGCCAGGCUGCAAGUAUUUGUUAUUGAACGAAUUACUAUGUUCCAGAAGUUUUAAUCAGUAAUCGUUUUCAAUUCCCUAUUACAAUGUCAGAAUCCGAUGAGAACAGAGAGACCAUAUUAGCCAACUUUCAGGCAUGCACUGGAGUGGAAGAUGUUGCAGAGGCCUUCACUCAGUUGGAAGCUGCCAAUUGGGACUUAAUGACUGCGGUAAACCAGUCAAUGGCACAGGCACAAGCUGGUCCGGACAUCGAGAUGGUAGAACAGCGGAUUAACGGAGAAACAUCUGUAAUCACACCAACUCCAGUCUCAUCAAGUAGUAAUACUGAGCUACCCAUUACAAUUGCCUCUGAUUUUGCCGAGUCACCAUCCACAUCACAAUGCAAGAGUAGAGCUCGGCGUAUUAAUUUCACUGUAACUCACCUGGAUGAAAUCGUUCAGUUUUCUGUACCUGAAAAUUUGACCGUCUGGGAUGUGAAGACAUUAAUAGCUGGCAAAACAGGUGUUCCAGUUUGUCAGCAGUUAUUGGCUGGAUGGGCCAAUGAACCACAAUCAGAUGCUGAUACAUUGACCAAAUUGAAAAUACCCCAUGAAUCUUUCUUGUUUGUCAGCUCUCUGAACUCAGAAAAUAAUGGCUUUAAUACAGGCUCCGAAGAAGAAAAGUUGAAACGGCUCUACACACUGAACGUUCACGAUGAAACAACAAAAAAAGACUAUAGUUUGAAGUAUCCUGGAACAAAGUUAAUCUCGGAAAUCAAGCAAGAUGUAGCAGCAAUCACUUCAAUUCACGUCCGCCAUCAAGUUUGGUCCGGAUGGCCCUCAUCGCUUACAGAUGACAGUACUGAGUUAGGGCUUUCAGGCAUCAUGUACCCUCAGCAUCCACUAUCAGUCAAUAGAUCGCCAGAUGCACCCCCAAGGAAAGAAUGCAAAAGGAUAGUGGUUGAUAUUCCCUCCGACAGCUCAGAAGAUUUCGAAGAAUUUGAAGAUGCCUCAGAAUCAUUCACUGUUGAUGAUGAAAUGUUUGUCGAUGAUGUUGCCUCAAAAAAGCUACAACCACUCCUCCCUAACAAUGUAGAAGAUGAAACCGCUGGCUGUGCACAUUUUGCUGAUGAAUUCAGGAAUAGAUAUGGAUCCAAUCAUCCUGACUUCUAUCCCAGCACUCUAGAUGAAGCUAUCCGGGAAGCUUGUUUCAAGCCUGCUAAAGAGCGGAAAUUAUUAGCAGUUUACCUUCAUCAUGAGGGUAGCGUCCUUACGAAUGUCUUCUGCACCCAGCUGCUGUGUUUCGAUUCAGUCCUGCAGUUUUUAAAGGAUAAUUUCAUUGUUUGGGGUUGGGACCUCACCUACGAGUCAAAUAGAAAUAAGUUCCUCACAUCUGUAACGAAUAGUCUAGGCACGAUGGCUGCCCACACCAUUCGGAAUAUGGAGGUUGAAAGACUGCCUGCAUUACUUAUAAUCAUGAGAAUGCGUUCUAAUAUUGAGAUAUUCACAGUUGUUCAUGGUAACGUAGGAGUCAAUGAACUGCUUACAAGUUUGAUUCAGGCAGUGGACUUGUUCUCCGAACAUCAGCGAAAAGAAGCACGUGAAGAGGAAGAGAGAAAUGCGAGGGAAAUGAUAAAAACAGAACAAGAUCAAGCCUAUCAACAGUCCUUAGAAAUGGAUAGAGCCAAAGAGGAGGCUAAGAAACAGCAAGAACUCACUGAACGGCUAGAAAAAGAAAGACUCGAAAACGAGAGGCAAGAAACAGAAGCCAGAAAACAGGCUCAGAGGCGGGAAGUAGAAAAACAGUUACCCAAAGAACCUGAGGAAGGUGAAACUGUAGGCAUUACCAAAAUUCGCUUUAGAUUACCAAAAGGAGAGAGUAUAGAAAGAAAAUUUUACACUAGUGAUAAAUUGAAGGCUCUGUUGAAUUUUCUGGUUGUCAAAGGUUUCCCUCAAGAAGAAUUUAAAGUCAUAUCUAGUUGGCCCCGGAGAGAUCUCACCAGUUUAGAUAGUGAAGAAACCUUGCAAGAGCUGAAACUCUACCCUCAAGAAACAGUCAUUUUGGAGGAAAGAUAAAGUAAGACAUCAUUUCAACUGAUUCUUUUGCAAACAUAAUUAUUGACAAAAAUACAAUAUGAUUGUCCGUACUACGGUAAAAAUUUGUCAAUUUAAUAUUGUUAUCAUAUUUGUAAACUAAAAAUACUGUCGUGUUUUUAUUGCAACUGGUCUGUAAAUAAUUUGAAUUGUACACAGUUUUUAAUACGGUCCGUAACAGCUAAUCUGUACUGAACAACCUUAAAACCGAAUGAACUUUUCUUUUUAGUCAAAAAUUUUGUUUGUCACCUUUUCUUAAAUUAUAUUUUCAAAAUCCUAGUUUUGGUGGCUUGCAUUUUUAUACUUUUAUAUAAUUGAACUGAAUUCGAGCAUAACUAAUAACUGUCGAUUGCUACUAAAAUUUGAUUCAAUUGUUGAUUUAUUGAUUUUCUUUAAUUUUAUUUUCAUUGCCUGCCAACGAUAAGGGCAGACAAGUUUUUAUGUACUGUCAUAUUUUGUUUUUUUUUUCUUCUUUUCUUGUUUGUUUACCAAAUAAUGGCCAUUGCAAAUAUUGGAUUGAAAUAAGUAUUCUUGACAGAUGUAUGGUUCUGUAUGUUCAUGGAAUUCAAAGUUAAUCUCUUUUUUUUCUCCUUGAUACCUAAUUAAAUUCAAAAAAAAAGAGGGAAAAA